Saitoella complicata NRRL Y-17804 is the source of this 1086-nucleotide messenger RNA. RefSeq lists its product as uncharacterized. The record is from RefSeq and is a predicted model, not a curated record. The transcript has 2 exons. NCBI's taxonomy places the organism in Eukaryota, Fungi, Ascomycota, Saitoellomycetes, Saitoellales, Saitoellaceae. The coding region runs from base 1 to 1086 and encodes 361 amino acids.
AUGGGCUUAACAGAUUUCGGAAUCAACUUUAUCGUCAACUCUGUCGCCGACAUGGGUCGGACAGCGGAGCUGUUGUCGUUGGUGGAGUGGCAUAAUCCGGAUCCAUCCGCUCUAACCGUGACGGCUGCUGCAGAGGUUGGGGAGAAGGAGGAGAAGGAGGGUAGAAGAGCGCCAGAGCCAGAGGGGGAGGGCGAGUUGAUUAAGGAGUCAGUAUGUAUUGCUUGCGGUGCGCUCGGAAAGGCUCGGAGAACUGGCCAUGUGAAGAGGAAGGAUGAAGUCUUGAAGCCCUCGGAUUCUUACAGGGAGUUCAUCACAUCUUCCCCCCUCUACACCCUCUCCUUCCUCCGCACCGUCGACAACAAUAUUCUCACCACCCUCCAACGCGGGCUCUGGCCACGCCUUCUCCACUCCUGGAUUCUUGAACCCCUCCUGAAACUCCUAGCUUUAAUACUGUUGGGGAGAUUGGGACAAAUGGGAGUUGUGUUGGGAAGUUGGGGUCCGCUGGUGUAUGGGGUCGUGAUGGUGGUGGCGGGGUGUUUGGGGUGGCCAGUCGUGUUUUUGGGUGAUGCGUCGAUUAUUGCAAGUCGGCAGCUUGGGACAUAUGAGAAGUUGAGAUUGAAGACACUCCUCUGGUGUGCACUGAAGGUACUCCCACUGUUCGCACUCACGAACGCGGUAACGUUGGGCGUGGAUACCAUUCUAGCAAGUACCCUCCUUGAGGAAAAGGUCUUUUGGAAGAUGAACGUGGGCAUGAUAUUGCGUACCCUUAUUGGGCAACUUGGACGCGUACUAGUGGCUCGUGAGUCCAUCAUGGUUCUCAGGGAGGUCGACGUGGUGACGAUCAUCCCCACACCAACACCCAAGGAGACAGGGUGGUUGAGGCAACCGCGGUUGCUUGAGGCAGGGUAUGGAGGACUUGGGUGGGUAUGGAGGUAUAUGAAGCAGGUUUUCGUGUGGAUGGUGGUUGAGUUUGUGGUUAGGGCGAGUUUGACGGUUGGCAAUGGCGGACAAGGUCUGAGCGGGAUGGGAAUGGGAAUGGAGGGGGUGUGGAGUGGGAGUGCAAUGGGAGCGCAUCCGGAGUUGUGA